AUGGGCCUGGGAUGUAAGAACGCAGCCGGUGGGCGAAUAUCGCGUGCCCUGCGUCUGCUAGUGCUGAUCGUUCUCGCUCUCGUAGCCAUUGAGUACGUCUACGGCUGGAUAUUUGGCGCUACAUAUAUCAGAACGUAUCUCUCCGCUCGUCUCUACAACAUCACCCAAUUUACCUUCAGAGACAAUGAAACACAAAUUAAAAACGAAACUGCAACAACGAGACCGCUACCGGGAACAUUAUGUGACUUAACGCCCUCGGGAUUAGGUCCCGUGCGAGUUAAUAAGACAGAGGUGGAGCUAGCCUCACUUGAAAAUAAAUUUCCCGAGGUCGGACUGGGCGGUCGAUAUACACCGCCUAACUGCACUCCCAGACACAAAGUAGCCAUUAUUGUGCCAUACAAAGAUCGAGAGCAACACUUAGCAAUAUUUCUGAGCCACAUGCAUCCAUUCUUGAUGAAACAACAAAUCGCAUAUGGAAUAUUCAUUGUAGAACAAGCGGGUAGCAAAAGCUUCAAUCGCGCUAAGCUGUUGAACGUGGGCUUCGUUGAAAGUCAAAAAUGGGAGUCUGGUGGAUAUCAGUGCUUUAUCUUCCACGAUAUAGAUCUACUACCGGAAGAUACUCGCAAUAUGUACUCGUGUCCAGAACAACCUCGCCACAUGUCUGCCGCCAUAGAUAAGUUCAAAUACAAGUUACCUUACCAAACGAUAUUUGGCGGAGUUUCGGCCCUCACUGAGGAGCAGUUUAAGAAGGUGAACGGUUUCUCAAAUAGGUACUGGGGAUGGGGUGGAGAAGACGAUGACAUGUAUAAAAGACUGAAUGCAAUGAAUUAUAAAAUAUCCAGAUACGAGAUGAACAUAGCAAAGUAUGUGAUGUUAGACCAUAAGAAGUCAGCACCUAAUCCCAAGAGACAGUCAAUCCUGAAACAAACUGAUAAAGUAUUUAAGGAGGAUGGUCUAUCAACGCUAGAAUAUGAACUAAUCAAAAUGGUGCGUUUCCAGUUGUACACGUACUUAGUAGCAGAUAUAGACAAAGAGAGCUGA
Arctia plantaginis is the source of this 1041-nucleotide messenger RNA. The record is from the annotation of a GenBank genome assembly. NCBI's taxonomy places the organism in Eukaryota, Metazoa, Arthropoda, Insecta, Lepidoptera, Erebidae.